Porites lobata is the source of this 531-nucleotide messenger RNA. The record is from the annotation of a GenBank genome assembly. NCBI's taxonomy places the organism in Eukaryota, Metazoa, Cnidaria, Anthozoa, Scleractinia, Poritidae.
AUGGGACCUAAAGGGGCUAAGGGUGAGCAGGGUAACCAAGGCCUGCAGAGAAACUGGAAACAGUGUGCGUGGAAGAACAUCGAUGACGAUAAAGACAGUGGAUUGAUAAAGGUAAAAGGCAGCUGAAAAGGGCUGAAAACAACACUAAGCAGGAAAAAAUGUCGUUUAUUGAAAUUACUGUCAUAGCGUCUAAAGAGUCAGACUGAAAGAUUUAAAACUUUCUGAACUACUCUUUGACUCUUAUCGAUAGACUUUUUCUUUUUUUUUUGAUUUUGAUAAAUUUCAACGUCUUUAUUUCCAUUUUUAUAGGACUGCGUUUUUAAUAAAGACUCCGAUAGCACCGCCUUAAAAGUGGAGUACAAUGGCGACAUCAGAAUCGGUUUCUGUCUCGACUGCUGUUCGCGAUGGUUUUUCACCUUCAAUGGUGUGGAAUGUCGCAAACCUCUCGCCAUUGAUGGCCUGAUGCAUAUCGCCCGAAAUCACGGAAGAACAGACACGAACAUUCACAGAGUUGCUCAGAUUGGAGGAUAA